Molecule: messenger RNA, 978 nt
Organism: Cylicocyclus nassatus
Lineage: Eukaryota; Metazoa; Nematoda; Chromadorea; Rhabditida; Strongylidae
Source: the annotation of a GenBank genome assembly
GAGCAUACAAGGUCGACGUGGAAUGUUUCACAUACUAGGCAGACUACAUAUAUCGAUACAUCAUACUAAUUCAAUAAUAUGUCCCGAACUUCACUGAUUUUUUCGAUCUUUGUGAUUUAUGUGGGCGUUUGCUUGGUCAACUAUACUCUCAUCUUAAUCCAGCGACAUUUUUCAGAGAUGAAGAAGGUGGAUCCGAAUAGUGAAGAAGAUUACUGGGACAAAAUCAAGGCUAACAAAAUCCAAACCUCUGUGGAAAAGAAUUCGGAAGGAGAAAUCAACACUCCGCCACAGGAUAAUUACUUGAAAGUGGUAUGCAUAUCUGACACUCACAACCAGCUUGACUUGGUCCAGAACAUCCCCGAUGGCGAUGUUUUGAUCCAUGCUGGUGAUUUGACGAAUUACGGAUCCAGGGAAGAGUUGGAGAAACUCUUUUCCGAUCUCCUUCGCCAUCGACACAAGUUAAUCGUGGCUGGUAAUCACGACUUGGGUUUCGAUGACUCGGAGGAUGUAACCGGUCGACUGGAGCAGUAUCGCAACAAGGGAACUCCACAAGGCUAUACUCUCCUGCAAAACGUCACUUAUUUGCAUGAUAAGAGUGUGGAGAUUGAUGGAGUCAAAUUUUUUGGAUCAUCAUGGCAUCCGCUUUUCGGCUAUCCAUUUUAUGUCCCUCGACCAAAGUUAGAGAGCAAAUGGAAAGCGAUACCGUCUGAUCUCGAUGUUCUUAUUACUCACACUCCACCGCUAGGUUAUUUGGAUCUGUUCGGUGAUGAGAGAUGGGGUUGCCGCUAUCUACUCAAUGAAAUUGAAACUCGUGUCAAACCCAGAUUCCAUGUUUUUGGCCAUGUCCAUGAACGAUACGGAGCAAUGUCGAAUGGAGUAACGACCUUCAUCAAUGCAGCGCAAGCGAAUCGAAGCAAUGUGAUUGUAAACGAUCCUAUAGUUUUCUAUAUCCCAAAAAAGAUCUCCGCCGCAAUUUAA